GCUUUACCCCUGAAGACGUGGACACAGCAUUCAAGGGUUAGGAGGAACUGGUCACACAAAGGUAAAACUUCCCUCUUUCCUCAAGAAGGGUCAGAGCCUACCACCUUCGGAGCCCAGAGCAGGACGGCCAGAGUAACCUAACUAACUCGAGUCCCAGGUAGAAACUACACCAGGUGAGUGCCCACGCCUGCUGUCACCAUGACGACCAUUCACCACCAGCAGAUGCUGCAGGAGCACGUGUCCAUGGAGUUCUCCAGCUCCACCACCCACAUGCAGACCUUCUCCCAGACAACCAAGAUCGUAGGAGAGGAAGUCGUGACAAGGAAGUCCUCCAGCACUGUAGAGUUCUUCAACUUGGUCACUCGGAGUUCUAACAUCCCUCCGGGGGAGAGCGUCCCAGAGUUCGUGGAGAAACCUCACCCCGUCACCGCGCCCGAGGGGGAUAAAGCCGUGUUCCGAGCCCAGGUGCAGGGGAACCCCAAACCCAACAUCUCCUGGAAGAGAGAGAGCGGCAUCCCCAUCAAGGAGUCGGCCAAGAUGUUCUACGACAGCAUUAACAAGGAGCAUGUGCUGAAGCUGGAGCCACUGACCUCCGAUGACUCUGACAACUACAAGUGCAUCGCAAGCAAUGACCAUGCAGAUGCCAUCUACACUGUGUCCUUGCUGGUGACAGAAGGUCAAGAGAUAAUGGAUUUCAAGAAGAUGUUGAAGAAGAGGGCACCUCCUGCUCCCAAGAAGAAGCAGAAGAAGGGAAUAGGUGAGAAAGAGAUGUUGGAGAUUUUGUCCAAGGUGCCGAAGAAGGACUUUGAGAAGGUUUGCAUGGAGUAUGGCUUCACUGACUUCCGGGGGCUGCUCAAGAAGCUCAAAGAGAUGAAGAAAGUGGAGGUGGAGACCAUCCGGAUUCUGAAGCCCCUGGAAGACAUAGAAACCAAGAUCGACACCACUGUGGUCUUUGACUGCAUCAUGGAGCUGAAGGACCCCAAUGUCAAGAUGACAUGGAUGAAGGGAAAUGAACCACUGAGGAUCCAGUACUCCCUAGGCAAAUAUGAUGUGAAGCAGAUGGGCACCAAGUACAUGCUGGUUAUUACAAACGUGAACAUGAACGACGCAGGCACCUACAGCCUGUCCGUGGGUGACAAGCGGAUGAGAGCAGAGCUCACAGUUCUGGAUGAGCCCCUGAAGUUCUUGGGAGAGAUGAAGCCAAUGAAGGUGACAGAGCGGCAGACAGCUGUAUUUGAGAUCCGUCUCUCCAAAAAAGUACCUAACUUUGUUUGGAAGUUCAAUGGGAAGGAGCUGAAGAGGGAUGACAAGUAUGAAAUCACAGUGUCUGAGGAUGGUCUGACCCACACGCUUAAGAUUAAGGAUGCCAGACUCUGUGAUGCCGGCGAGUUCUCUGCUGAGGCGGGGGACCUGGUACAGAAGGCCCAGCUCAAUAUUGACCGUAUCCCCAUCAAGUUUGUGAGAACUCUAAAGAAUGUACGAGUGAAAGAGAGGGGCCGAGCGUGCCUCGAGUGUGAGCUGACGUCCAAGGACGUGACGCUGCACUGGAAGAAGGAUGGGCAGCUGCUGGAACGCAGCACCAAGUUCAGCAUGAGCCAUGAGGGCAAGCGAGCGGAGUUGGUCAUUGAAGAUGCACAGCUCAGUGACAGUGGCGAGUACACCGUGGUGGCCAUGCAGGAUGGAGACCCCACGGAAUACUACAGUACUGCCAUGGUCACUGUGGAGGAGCGUCUGGCCACGGUGAAGAGCGGGCUGUCCGACGUGCACGCGGCCACUGGGAGCCAGGCUGAGCUGUGCGUUGUGCUCAAUGACGAGAAGGUGGAGGGCGUGUGGCUGAAGGACGGCAAGGAGAUCACGGACUUGCCCGGCGUGCAGAUCGUGAAGCAGGGUGCAGUGCACAAGCUCAUCUUCCCCAACAUGGGCCCGGAGCACGAGGGCAAGUACACAUUCCGGGCCAAGGGCGCAGAGAGUGAAGCCUCGGUGUUCAUUGCAGAUCCACCUACCAUCGACCCUUCGGUGCUGGAGGCACUAGCGGCGCACCCCGUGACUGUGAAGGUGGGUCACACGGCGAACAUCAAGGUGCCCUUCCGGGCGAAGCCACUGCCCAAAGUGACGUGGUACAAGGAUGGUGUGGAGGUGACGGAGGAGGAGCGUGUGUCCAUGGAGCGCGGGGAAGACCAGGCGUUGCUCACCAUUUCAAAGUGUGUGCGUGAGGACAGUGGCCUCAUUCUGCUCAAGCUCAAGAAUGACCACGGCACAGCCACAGCCACUCUGCACCUCAGCGUGCUGGACCGUCCCAAGCCUCCCCAGGGCCGGGUGGAGUUCCUGGAACUCUCGGGGAACUGUGUGCACAUGAAGUGGAAGGCCCCAAAGGACAACGGCGGGCGGCCUGUGACACAGUUCAUAGUGGAACGGAGGAUGGUUGGCAAGAAGUCCUGGAUUAAGAUAGGCGAGGUGGACAGCAAAGUCACGAACUUCUCCACCAACAAAGUAGAAGAGGGGAAAGCCUACCAGUUUCGUAUCCUGGCGGUUAAUUCAGAAGGAGUGAGCGACCCCCUGGAAACAGAUGAAGUGUUUGCAGGAAAUCCCAUUGAGCCCCCGGGUCUUGCCUCCCAGCCUCAAGUGACUGAUGUGACCAAAGACACCAUGACCAUCACAUGGAAUGCCCCUACCCAGGAUGGGGGAGCCCCAGUGCUUGGCUACAUUGUGGAACGGAGGAAGAAAGGCAGUAACCUAUGGGUGCCAGUCAACAAGGACCCCAUCCAAGACACGAAGUGCACUGUGGAUGGUCUCCUGGAGGACACAGAAUAUGAAUUCCGAGUUAUAGCUGUGAAUAAGGCAGGCCCCGGACAGCCCAGUAUGGCAUCCAACUCAGUGGUAGCCAAGGACCCUGUCAAACCCCCAGGCCUGGUGCAGGGUCUGCACGUGUCCGAUUCCUCCAACUCCAGCAUCUCCCUGGCCUGGCGGGAGCCUGCAGAGGGAGACCCACCUUCCGGUUACAUCCUCGAGAUGCGGGCGGAGGACACGAAGGAGUGGUCCAAGUGCACAAAGAUCCCCAUCUCAGGCACCUGCUACACAGUGGGCGGCCUCACCGAGAGGCAGAAAUAUUUCUUCCGAAUCCGGGCUGUGAACGAGGCUGGGGUUGGGGAGCCCGUGGAGCUGGAUGAGGGGGUCCGUGCCAUGCCACCCCCAGCUGCCCCCAAGUUUGACCUCAGUGCCCGGCUGAAGAGUCACAUGGUGGUUCGUGCUGGGACAGCCCUCUGCAUCCAUGCUGCCUUCUCUGGCUCACCACCACCCAGCGUGAUCUGGCAGAAAGACGGCAUCCCCACCAAGGGCCGGGAAACCAUCACCAAGGGCAAAAACCACUCCCAGUUCCUUAUCAACAGCACCAAGCGCUCCGACUCAGGCGUGUACCGCAUCUUGCUCCAGAAUGAGUUUGGAGAGGCAUACUAUGAUGUCCACGUCCGUGUGGCAGAUUUUCCGCGGCCACCCACAAAUCUACAGCUGUUUGAGGAGGUCCCCAACACAGUGACUCUGACCUGGAACCAUAGCCCUGACGUGCAGGAGGACAGUGAGGCCCACUAUGUCAUCCUGAAGCGGGAUGCCAGUACUGCCACCUGGUUCACGGCAGCCGACCACGUCUUCAGCAACAAGUACACGGUGACAGGGUUACUCCCCGGCAGGAAGUACUACUUCCGAGUGCUGGCCCGGAACGAGAUCGGUGACAGUGACCCGCUCGACUCCAAGGACACCUGGCUCGUCAACAAGGACAAGAUCGAGGACCUGAGUGCCAAGCUGAAGCCAUACGAGCAGAAGGACUGGCGACACGCGCCGCGCUUCCUGAUCCCGCUCAAGCCGCACACGGUGCUGCGCGGCCAGGACUGCACCAUGACCUGCGCCUUCCUUGGGAACCCACGCCCCACGGUGACCCUCUACAAGGGCGACGUCAACAUCACGGCCAACUCCAAGUUCUGGUACAACUCCACCAGCGGGGUCUGCACGAUCGUCAUCCCCACCUGCACGCUCAAGGACAGCGGCGAGUACAGCGUGCUGGUGGAGAACGAGCUGGGCAAGGACCGCAGCAGCUGCGCGCUCACGGUCUACGACAAAGAUGACAAGUCCAUCCUAGCAUCUGUCACUGAAAGUAUGCAGAAGAAGUCAAAGUACCUUAUGUGAGCUCCAGUCUAGCCCAGGCAUCAGGAGGAUGUUGGGAUGUGUGGUUUGGGGGCCCAUCCUGUGUGUGGCUCCAGGGAGGGCAGCCCUGUUGGCUCUCUGGUGUUUGUCGAUGUUAAAAGUCAGCAAAGGCAUGGGACAAUAAAUUGACUAAG
This is a messenger RNA of Lutra lutra (Eurasian river otter), 4328 nucleotides long. RefSeq names its product immunoglobulin superfamily member 22 (gene IGSF22). The record is from RefSeq and is a predicted model, not a curated record. Gene Ontology annotation, molecular function: protein binding. The coding region runs from base 199 to 4176 and encodes 1325 amino acids. NCBI's taxonomy places the organism in Eukaryota, Metazoa, Chordata, Mammalia, Carnivora, Mustelidae. The transcript has 23 exons.